This is a messenger RNA of Rubroshorea leprosula, 2146 nucleotides long. The record is from the annotation of a GenBank genome assembly. Lineage: Eukaryota; Viridiplantae; Streptophyta; Magnoliopsida; Malvales; Dipterocarpaceae.
ACAAAUUUCCGUUUAAAUCUACAAAAUUUUCUCGUUCAAACCCCACGAUUUUUUCUCAAAAUUUCUAACAACUUUUCUUGAUCGUUGCGUUGGAAUCUCGAUUUUUUUUCCGGUGGUAAGAAAAUGAGGAACGAACGUGGUGGAACGGUGGUUGUUGAGCGCAGUAGCCUCUACAGCCGUCCCAAGUUCGGCGAUCUUCUCCAGCAACCCGAUCCUAAUUCAGUGUUUAUCGCAAACAAUCACACCGACAACGAUGAUCAGUGUUACAACCGGGAUAGUAGCUUCUCCUUGAUUAGCCCCAGGUAUUCGCACUACACGAGUUCCUCCACUAGCGGCGAGGCCUCCCCCUACGCCAUGUCGCCGUGGAACCAUACUUCACCGAUCAUCAAGUCCCCGUGGAACCAUCCUUCACCGAUCAUCAAGUCCCCGUGGAACCAUCCUUCACCGUUCAUCAAGUCUCCGUGGAUGGCGCCGCCCGGCAUCGUUGACGAUUAUGGUCAAACCGGGCUGAUUGGAUCGAUUGUAAGGGAAGAAGGUCAUGUGUAUUCGUUAGCGGCGUCUGGGGAUUUGUUGUACACUGGAUCCGAUAGCAAGAACAUUCGGGUGUGGAAGAAUUUGAAAGAGUAUACCGGGUUUAGAUCUCACAGUGGAUUGGUAAAGGCGAUUAUCAUUGCCGGUAACAGGAUUUUCACCGGUCACCAAGAUGGUAAAAUCCGGGUAUGGAAGGUGUCAGAGAAAAGCCCAAAAGUCCAUAAACGAGUAGGAGCUUUACCGUCUUUGAAGGAUUUUGUCAAAAGCUCUUUUAACCCCAAGAACUACGUCGAAGUUCGUCGGAGUCGUAAUGUUUUGAGAAUCAGACACUUCGACGCCGUAUCAUCGUUGAGUUUGAAUGAAGAAUUGGGGUUGUUAUAUUCAGGAUCUUGGGAUAAAACAAUGAAAGUGUGGCGGAUUGCGGACUCGAAAUGCUUGGAAUCUAUCAAUGCUCACGACGAUGCCAUAAACUCGGUGGCGGUGGGAUUUGAUGGGAUGGUGUUUACAGGGUCGGCGGAUGGGGCGGUGAAGGUGUGGAGGAGAGAGCUGCAGGGGGAUGGAACGAAGCAUUUUCUAAUGCAAGUUUUGUUGAAUCAAGAAAAUGCUGUUACGGCAUUGGCCGUGAACCGGGAAGCUGCCAUAGUGUACUGUGGCUCAUCGGACGGACUCGUUAACUUUUGGGAACGUGAGAAACACCUCUCACACGGCGGUGUCCUGAGGGGCCACAAGUUGGCGGUGUUGUGCUUGGCUGCGGCUGGGAAUUUGGUGUUCAGUGGGUCUGCCGAUAAGAGCAUAUGCGUGUGGAGGAGGGAUCCGGGUGGGAUCCACUCGUGCCUGUCCGUUUUGACGGGCCAUACCGGGCCUGUUAAAUGCCUGGCCGUGGAAGAAGAUCGUGAGGUGCCAGCGAAGGGAGAUCAACGGUGGAUUGUGUACAGUGGCAGCCUGGACAAAUCCGUCAAGGUGUGGCGCGUGUCAGAUCACCAAGCAUGAUUUUGGCUACGUGGGGGCUAAUUAUGAUUAUAUGAAUAGUAAUAUGAUGAUCGGAAAGAGACAACAAGCGUCUCUUUGCUUCUACUUUGCAUUUCAAACUCGUCCAAAUAUUGCAGAUAAAUUUGUGCAUACAUAUCGAGUCAAUUAUAAUUUAAUAAGUUAUAAGUAUUAUUAGAAUGUUUUAGGCGAUUUUGAUAUGUUUAAGAUUGUGAUUACUUGUAAUUGACUCAUUAUGUUAAGCAUAUAUAUGUCGAGAGUGAAAGGAGGUGUAACGGUCACCGGGAGCCACAGGUGGUCGAGAAAUGAAGCAGGGGAAGAGGGGCACUGCAACGGUGGUUUAUUUCCAUGGACCACCUGAAGAAGAUUGGAACCUUGGCGUUGAAGGCAUUGCGGAAUGGUGGGCAUGGGCGGUGCCUACGUGUACAUAUGGGAAAGAAGUCUACGAAUAAGAGACUGCCAUGUCAUAAAAAGUACGAGUAGAAUUUCUUUCUUUUGUAUUUGCAUUAAAAGCAGAGGGGUGCGUGUUGGCUCCAAAGAAAUGUUUGUAUUAUAAGCUGGGAGAGGCGCCACCCUUCUGACAAAAUGGAAAUUUGGCAUGUUCCUUCAAUAUAACGAUGUUGAAAAG